This is a messenger RNA of Metarhizium robertsii ARSEF 23, 1758 nucleotides long. Its product is annotated as Zn(2)-C6 fungal-type DNA-binding domain protein. Gene Ontology annotation, molecular function: zinc ion binding; DNA-binding transcription factor activity, RNA polymerase II-specific; DNA binding. Lineage: Eukaryota; Fungi; Ascomycota; Sordariomycetes; Hypocreales; Clavicipitaceae. The transcript has 6 exons. The coding region runs from base 1 to 1758 and encodes 585 amino acids. The record is from RefSeq and is a predicted model, not a curated record. Gene Ontology annotation, biological process: DNA-templated transcription; regulation of DNA-templated transcription.
AUGAGUGCCGUUACUGCGAACAAUGAAGAGGCGGACCGGGUGCUCCGCCAAAAGCGCCGGGCGCGAGGGCCCUCUGCUUGUUAUCCGUGCAAGAAACGCAAAGUCAAGUGUGACGGGAGCGUGCCCUGCCAGACUUGUCGAAAGCGACAGCACCCGCAGAUCUGCACGUAUCAUCUCUCCAUGCACCCGCAGCGUGCGUCGGUGGCGGCACCGGUUCAAGAUGAGACUGCUCGCUCGGCCUUGCCUGUCUGUCCGGGAGAAGCGGGGAAGGUGAGUUGUGAGCCGUCAUCUCUACCUGAUGAGGCGUCCAAAAACUACGUGUACUCUGGAGACAAUUCCUUCGUCUCUAUUUUGGGGUCGAGGGCAUCCGGGGCCAACGACUCGGUGGCUGCAUAUCCAUUCAACCCAAUCAUAGUAGAUAUUGACCAAUUUGAGUCAGACUUAUGCACAUAUCUAAGUGCUCACGCUGCUGGCGAAUUACAUGACCCAGGCAAGAUCUCUGACUGCUGGGCCACCAACAAGUCCAUUGGCUAUAUAAGUCUUUUGCUGGCCACUUUAGCGGCAGGAUCACAUUAUUCGGAUGUCGAAUAUCCCCACCGCCAGGAGCUCUCUAUAGACUUUGCCAGUCGGUCAUUUCAAGCCCUUCGCUUAGCCAACUUCCUCUUCCGACCAUCGCUAGACACCAUUCAAGCCCUUCUCAUCUUGGGGAAUACCUUGCAAAAUAUGGGUCAAUCCGAUUCCGCCUGGGCAAUGCUCGGCACAACGGUUCGGCUGGCCCAAGCGAUGGGGCUGCACGCCCAACGAAACACAGUUCGCUGGCCCGAGUGCAUUAGGACAAGGGCAAGGGCGCUCUGGUCGACAAUUGUGUGGCAGGAUAGUCUCCUCUCUCUUUGCUAUGACCGCCCGCCGAUCGUGUCAGUAACUGAAUGGCCGCUGGACGAUUCCUUCUUUCAACGACAAAAUCUGUCGUACACGGAAAUUAUGCAUUUUAUCUGUCGACUAAAUCUCGACAUAAUGCGGCCUGAAACUCUUGCCGUUGCAGAGGUCAACCGAGCCAUCGAAGGCUUGCAACAGUUUGAUGGUGUUUACCAACGGGGCCAGCCUUAUCUUCGGGCCUGGGAAAACUGCACGACGAUCCAGCAGCAUCUCGAGCACCUCGCAUUAAGAAUGCAUUCGUCCUUCUUCAUUUCCGUCCUGUGCCGCCCAGCUAUAAAGACAUCGCUGGCACAACCACCGCUUCCUCACACCGACAUUCUUCGUACUCGUGCCAAGGCGAGCUUGAUAGAUGCGUCGAAAGCAUUCCUGGACUUCCAGGCCCUCAGCGUUAUUCCACUACGAAGCUGGUCAAUGGUUCACACUGUUCUGAGCUCGACCUUGCUACUUUGCGCCUGGGAAGAGACCCGUAACGAUCCCGAAUGCCGUGGCCUGCAACAAAGAGUAAUCGACGUCUUCUCGUUAUCAGACUCUACCGCCGGCGAUGGUGCUUUAUUGUCAGACAAUAACCGGGAAUGGCUGUCUGCUCGCCACAUUCGGGCUUUGGUUAAGCUGCGAAAUGCAUUGGACCGAGAAGAAGGUAUUAGCACCACGGGUAAUGAGAACUGGGCUGGACUCGGAGCUAAUGAUAUAUCUCCCCUUGGGACUGUACCUGAUGGAUAUUUGGAUAUGCUGGAUCCUGCGGCCAUAUCGCCCGUCACCUAUCUCAACUCAGUCCUUAAUGUAGAGAGCUUGCUGCCCGCUGUCACGGGCUACCGGACCUAG